Molecule: messenger RNA, 1092 nt
Organism: Aegilops tauschii subsp. strangulata
Lineage: Eukaryota; Viridiplantae; Streptophyta; Magnoliopsida; Poales; Poaceae
Source: RefSeq, a predicted model, not a curated record
AUGGCUCUCUGCCCAUACUCCGCCUGCUCCGUCCACGGCAGUGCGCCCGCUCCGCCGCACCACUUCGCGCUCCGGCCGGCUGCACCACCUCCACGCGCUGCUCAGGAGCCCCUGCCGUGGCGACCUCCUCGUCGUCUCCAGCCCCGCACGCGCGCAGUCCCGCGCCCGUCCGCGACCAGCCGUCCGCGCCCCUGUGGCCCGCCGGCCGGCCCGGCCGCUUGCUGCUCCGCCCGCCCGCGGCGGCUCGUUCCCCCUCCGGUGCGCUGCUCCGCCUCCGUCCACACCAAGUGGGCACCCCGGGCCCCGCCCCACAAACCGCACGGUCGGCCUCGUCCCCACGCGCGGCUCGCCUCCACGCGGCUUCACCCUCGACCGUGCUCGGUCCCGACGCGCCCGACUGCCCGUCCGGCCGGCUCCGGGUUCCCCACCCCAGCGGCCGGGAAGCCGCCCUGCGCCCCGUUGCCGUCUCCACCAACCGCGCCCAUCGGCGCCUCCGCACGCCCCGUGCCGACUCCCGCUCACCCCGCGCCGGCUUUGCGCCUCCGCGGCCGGCUCCGCCUGCUCCGCCGGGCCGCCUCCUCGCACCGGCUCGGCCGCGCGCGCGCUUGCCCCACCUCGAGCCCGGCCGCGUCCGGCUCCCCCCUGCCGCCCCGCGCCCAGCCGGGUCCGGUGAGCGUCGCCUCCACCUGCGACCGGGUCGCCUCCUGCGCGCCCCCACGCUGGCUCCGCCCCGCAUGCGCGUGGCGCCUCCGGCCGCCGCUCCCCCAACCCUGCCGGCCUCCACGCCAGGCUCCGGCAGCUUGCCGACUCCGCCCCGACUCGGACGGCCGGCUUCGCCGCUUGCCGACUCCGCCCCGACUCGGACGGCCGGCUUCGCCGCUUGCCGACUCCGCCCCGACUCGGAUGGCCGGCUCCGCCGCUUGCCGACUCCGCCCCGACUCGGACGGCCGGCUCCACCGCCGGCCGGCUUCGCCCACCACCCGGCCGUCCUGGCUGGCCGCCGGCUCCUCGCUCGCCUGCUGCUGGUUCCCACAUCCAGCUGUCCAGGGCCGGCUGGAGAAGAAAAGAGAAAGGGCCGAUUGCCCGACAUGA